UGUAGACUGAAAAAUAUUGCACCACACAAAACAACAACUCGUGCGUGUGUCGACGUCGCCUCGCUCGAAAAAGAUGGUGCUAUAGCUAGCUGACCUGGGGAGGAAGAUAACGACCGCUCUGCGGUUCCUUGGCAACGCCACUGUCAUCAAUGAGAGGUACUCCAGGCUAUGCUGGAGGAGAUAUGUACGGCUCUUUUGGAAGCUGAUGUGAACGUGAAGCUUGUUGGGAAGCUACGUCAGAAUGUCGGGUAAUGAACAUGUAUAGCUAUACAUACGCUAUAGAAAGCGUUAGGGCUACAGUUUCUGUCAUUGUAGUUUCUGUCAUCCCUACUAGUGAAUUAACCGCAUAAACUGCUAGGUUGCUUUCGACGUACACCACAUAAGGUGGUUAUUGAAAGUAUGGUUGAUCCUUACUCUGUCUCUUUCAUAAGAGUGCCAUAAAUUUACAACAAGUUUGACGUUGUGUUCUCUCACUAUUAAGAGCUGCCAUAGAUUUUGAGGACAUGGGAGCGGGACUCAGCAAGCGCAGGAUCAUCCAGACCUCAGUUUUCAACGAACUCUGCCAACUGCUGGACCCGGGUGUGCCGGUCUGGCACACACGAAGGGUCGGUCAAAUGUCAUCAUGUUGUGGGUCUUCAGGGCAGUGAAAGACUACCACUGUACCAAGUUGGCCUACACUACCAGAAGAAGGGCUGGAAGACAUGUCUGGCGUGUGCGACACGUUCAGAGCUGGUGCCUUCGACCAACUCAAACAGAACGCCACGAAGGCUCGCGUUCCCUUCUAUGGCAGCUAUACGGAGAUGGAUCCAGUGGUGAUAGCUCAGGAGGGAGUGGAGAAAUCCAAGGAAGACUCUUUUGAAGUCAUCAUCGUUGACACCAGGUGGAGGGAGCAUCCAGAGUCCCGUACCCCCGGAGCCUUCUCCCAUCACCCCCAGUCCUCUGCCAAGUCAGCCAGCCCGGGACCAGAGGCUGCAGACUCCAGUGAGGCCAAACCUGAGAAAGAAGGUCCUGCCACGAUGGGAGAGACGGUGGAAGAGGGAGACGAGGGGGAGAUGACAGGGGUGGGGGAGGAGGAGGGGGGAGGAGGGAAGGGGAAGGAAGAGAGGGAGGGGGGAGAGGGAGAGAGGGCCAAACCAAUGGAGGAAACUGGGGAGCAGGCUCAGACAAGUCCCCAGCCAGAAGGUGACUCAGCCCAGCAACAAGCCACACCCACCUCGUCAGAGGAGCCAAUGGAACACAGACACUGUGUCUCGUGCUGUGUGUUUUCAGACUCUCUCACUUCACAUAGUGUCUGACUGUGUACAGCCUUAUUCUGUCUUACACCUACAUACAAAUCUGACUUUGAUGUAAUAAUCUUUUGGCAACACUUACAUACUGAUUCAUGGUAGCUAAUUACAUGCUGGUUUGUUGAAGUUGCCUAUCCUUUCUGUGUAUUAUUUUCCUGAGACACAUGUGCUGUUAUUAACACAUACUGAAGACAUUUGUGGUCCCUUCAGAUGUGCAGUGCAGUAUGCAUGUACACUGUGGCCAUGAUAGAUACUUCACA
This is a messenger RNA of Geodia barretti, 1546 nucleotides long. Lineage: Eukaryota; Metazoa; Porifera; Demospongiae; Tetractinellida; Geodiidae. The record is from the annotation of a GenBank genome assembly.